AUGGAGUCUCUCCUGCUGCCGGUGCUGCUGCUGUUGGCCGUACUGUGGACACAGGCAGCCGCCCUCAUUAACCUCAAGUACUCGGUAGAAGAGGAGCAGCGCGCCGGGACGGUGAUCGCCAACGUGGCCAAGGACGCGCGCGAGGCGGGCUUUGCUCUGGAUCCACGGCAGGCCUCUGCCUUCCGUGUGGUGUCCAACUCAGCUCCGCAUCUGGUGGACAUUAACCCCAGUUCGGGCCUGCUUGUCACCAAGCAGAAGAUCGACCGCGACUUGCUGUGCCGCCAGAGCCCCAAGUGCAUCAUCUCGCUCGAGGUCAUGUCCAGCUCAAUGGAGAUAUGCGUGAUUAAGGUGGAGAUCAAGGACCUGAACGACAACGCGCCCAGCUUCCCAGCGGCACAGAUCGAGCUGGAGAUCUCAGAGGCAGCUAGUCCUGGCACGCGCAUCCCGCUGGACAGCGCUUAUGACCCGGACUCGGGCAGCUUUGGCGUGCAGACAUACGAGCUCACGCCUAAUGAGCUGUUUGGCUUGGAGAUCAAGACGCGCGGCGAUGGCUCACGCUUUGCGGAACUUGUGGUGGAGAAGAGUCUGGAUCGCGAGACACAGUCGCACUACAGCUUUCGCAUCACCGCACUCGACGGCGGCGACCCACCGCAUCUGGGCACUGUUGGCCUCAGCAUCAAGGUGACCGAUUCCAAUGACAACAACCCGGUGUUUGGCGAGUCCACCUAUGCAGUGAGCGUGCCAGAAAACUCACCUCCCAAUACACCAGUCAUCCGCCUCAAUGCCAGCGACCCAGACGAGGGCACCAAUGGCCAGGUGGUCUACUCCUUCUACGGCUAUGUUAACGACCGCACGCGUGAGCUCUUCCAGAUCGACCCACACAGUGGCCUGGUCACAGUCACCGGUGCCCUAGACUAUGAAGAGGGCCAUGUGUACGAACUGGACGUGCAGGCCAAGGACCUGGGGCCCAACUCCAUCCCAGCACACUGCAAGGUGACCGUCAGCGUUCUCGACACCAAUGACAACCCGCCGGUCAUCAACCUGCUGUCAGUUAACAGCGAGCUGGUGGAGGUAAGCGAGAGCGCCCCCCCGGGCUACGUGAUUGCACUGGUGCGGGUGUCUGAUCGAGACUCGGGCCUCAAUGGGCGCGUGCAGUGCCGAUUGCUGGGCAACGUGCCCUUUAGGCUGCAGGAGUAUGAGAGCUUCUCCACUAUCCUGGUGGACGGACGCCUGGACCGCGAGCAGCAUGACCAGUACAACCUCACGAUCCAGGCGCGCGACGGCGGUGUACCCAUGCUGCAGAGUGCCAAGUCCUUUACAGUUCGCAUCACCGACGAGAAUGACAACCACCCGCACUUUUCCAAGCCUUACUACCAAGUCAUUGUGCAGGAGAACAACACACCUGGCGCCUACCUGCUUUCCGUGUCAGCCCGAGACCCCGACCUGGGUCUCAAUGGCAGUGUCUCCUACCAGAUUGUGCCGUCCCAGGUGCGGGACAUGCCUGUCUUCACCUAUGUCUCCAUCAACCCCAACUCAGGCGACAUCUACGCACUUCGAUCCUUCAACCACGAGCAGACCAAGGCAUUCGAAUUCAAGGUCCUGGCCAAGGAUGGCGGACUGCCUUCGCUGCAGAGCAAUGCCACGGUUCGGGUCAUCAUCCUCGACGUCAACGAUAAUACCCCGGUCAUCACGGCCCCACCCUUGAUCAACGGCACUGCCGAGGUCUACAUCCCCCGCAACUCUGGCAUAGGCUAUCUGGUGACCAUUGUCAAAGCAGACGACUAUGAUGAGGGUGAGAACGGCCGGGUCACCUACGACAUGACCGAGGGCGACCGCGGCUUCUUUGAAAUAGAUCAGGUCAAUGGCGAAGUCAGAACCACUCGCACCUUUGGCGAGAGCUCAAAGGCUUCUUAUGAGCUUAUUGUGGUGGCCCACGACCACGGCAAGACGUCUCUCUCUGCCUCUGCACUAGUCCUAAUCUACCUGUCCCCUGCUCUUGACGCCCAAGAGUCAAUGGGCUCGGUGAACUUGUCCCUGAUUUUCAUUAUCGCACUGGGCUCCAUUGCCGGCAUCCUCUUUGUCACUAUGAUCUUCGUGGCAAUCAAGUGCAAGCGAGACAACAAAGAGAUCCGGACCUACAACUGCAGAAUCGCUGAGUACUCCUAUGGGCAUCAAAAGAAAUCAAGCAAGAAGAAAAAAAUCAGUAAGAAUGACAUCCGUCUAGUACCCCGGGAUGUGGAGGAGACAGACAAGAUGAACGUUGUCAGUUGCUCCUCCCUGACCUCCUCCCUCAACUAUUUCGACUACCACCAGCAGACACUGCCCCUGGGCUGCCGCCGCUCUGAGAGCACUUUCCUGAAUGUGGAGAACCAGAAUACCCGCAAUACCAGCGCCAACCACAUCUAUCAUCACUCUUUCAACAGCCAGGGCCCCCAGCAGCCAGACUUGAUCAUCAACGGUGUGCCUCUGCCUGAGACUGAAAACUAUUCCUUUGAUUCCAACUAUGUGAACAGCCGAGCCCAUUUAAUCAAAAGCAGCUCUACUUUCAAGGACUUAGAGGGCAACAGCCUGAAGGAUAGUGGCCAUGAAGAGAGUGACCAGACUGACAGUGAACAUGAUGUCCAGCGGAGCCUGUAUUGUGAUACUGCUGUCAAUGACGUGCUGAACACCAGUGUGACCUCCAUGGGAUCUCAGAUGCCUGACCAUGAUCAGAAUGAAGGAUUUCAUUGCAGGGAAGAAUGUCGGAUUCUUGGCCACUCUGACAGGUGCUGGAUGCCCCGGAACCCCAUGCCCACCCGCUCCAAGUCCCCUGAGCACGUGAGGAACAUCAUCGCGCUGUCCAUUGAAGCUACUGCUGCUGAUGCUGAGGCUUAUGAUGACUGCGGCCCCACCAAGCGGACUUUUGCAACCUUUGGAAAAGAUGUCAGUGACCACCCGGCUGAGGAGAGGCCCACCUUGAAAGGCAGGAGAACUGUCGAUGUGACCAUCUGUAGCCCCAAGGUCAACGGCGCUAUCCGGGAGGCGGGCAAUGGCUGUGAGGCGAUUAGCCCUGUCACCUCCCCGCUGCACCUCAAGAGCCCUCUGCCCACCAAGCCCUCCGUGUCUUACACCGUUGCCCUGGCUCCCCCGGCCCGUGAUCUGGAGCAGUAUAUCAACAGUGGCCCAUCUCGUCCCUCUGAAGCUGAGCCCCGUGGAUCUGACAGCGAGAAAGUCAUGCAUGACGUCAACCCCACUCUGAAGGAGGGUCGUGACAAAGAGUCUCCUGGUGUGAAGCGUCUGAAGGAUAUCGUUCUCUAAAGCAGUCUCGGGGAAGAAGAGAGAGAAACCAUGCUGGUUUUCGAGGAAGCAGGAGCUGAUUUUUUUAAUUACUCACCAAUGGUUGGUUCUUGAGUGGCUGUUAUUUCAGAGCUUUCCCUAAAUGUGUUGUUUAUAAGUGACUAUCAUUCUGUGACAAUCCCUCUCGUUUCAACAGGCAGCAGGGGUGUUCAGGUGGAGCAAAUUAGCUUUGGCUUGAGUUGUUCAUGGGGCCUUGAUGUUGGGGAAACAGACAAAUUCAGUUGUGAAAAGUAUUAUGUAUUAAGUGUUUGAAUUUAUAUAUUUUUCUAUGUCAAAAUUAUAAAUUACCAUUGUUUGUGGAGGAUUACAUUUAAAAAAACAAAAAAAAAGGAGAAAGCUCUGGACACCUUUAAUAAGCUCGCCACUGUUUUGUAGUGUAGACAAGUUAAUGGCCAUUUAUUGUGUACUAUUCAUUGAUUCAGUGAUGUGAAAUUGAGCCCCCAAAAGGUUGUUUCUGAAGCUUAAGUACUUUCCAAUGCCGCUACUUUGCUGUGGACACCCCUGCUUUAAGAACCCUUUUGCUAGCUGUGCUACCGUUGUAUUUGAUAUUGCAAAUUGCUAUGUGUGUGGUGACGGCAAAAGGCUUUUUUAGAAGUUGGUGUUUUUUUUUCUUAAUAAAACUAUAGACAAAACAAAGUGCAAAAAACCGAGAUGGCAAGUGAAUGAGCAACACCACACAUAUAGAUUGAAUACUUGGAGGAUACUCACUCAUGGAGGAUACCCAUGUAGUGAUUACUCACCACCUUGCAGAGUAUUUCUCCUGCCUUUCAGUCUUCUGCCCAGAUCAGUGAUAGAUCAUCACAGAACGUCAUUUUUGGAUAUUCUGCUAUCUAAUUUACAGUUGUCAGAACUACUGUGCUGAAAG
Molecule: messenger RNA, 4201 nt
Organism: Callorhinus ursinus (northern fur seal)
Lineage: Eukaryota; Metazoa; Chordata; Mammalia; Carnivora; Otariidae
Source: RefSeq, a predicted model, not a curated record